AUGAGUGAAUUGUGGGAAGAUGACGGAUAUCAGCAUGCUUAUCAUUCAUAUCAAAAGAAUGAGGAAGCGGAGGAGGGGGAGGAGGAGGAGAAGGAAGAGGAUGGAAAUGUACGACAAGAUAGCACUGAUGAUAUUGGUGGUAGUAGGGGCGGAGCCGUAAUUUUACCCGCUAUUGUUGCCGCCGGCCGAUAUGCGGUCAUGGUUGCGGCUGCUGUCCAACAGCAAAUGCGGUGUUGUAUGCCCGCCGUGGUAGAUAAUCAACUUCAAAAAUUCGAAACUGACUCAGAAAUCAGGCAGCUUGUUGGUCCAUCACAAAUAGCUUUUGCCGGAUUGCCGCAUGCACCACCGGUGGAACGACGUAACGCAUUAUUACAAAGUUGUACUAAUCGACAACAACCUCGUUUACCUAUCACGUUUACGCAGUUUGGUUAUAACAGUGAUUUUCCCUUAUCUUCAUGUACAGUUGGUCAAGAGGAGAUAACUUUUGAAAGCCGAUUCAUUCUGAAUGGUGUCUGUGUAAUUCUACGUGGUAUCCUGAAUCGUGAACUAAUGACAGGUUCCAGUACUUUACAAUUUGAUGAAGAAAAAGCUGCGGAAGAGGAACUUCGUCGACAACAAGCAAUGCAACAAUAUGGUGAUCGGAUACAUGCCAUUCGGCAAAGGUUUAAUUUGCCGCAAAGUUGA
Cercopithifilaria johnstoni is the source of this 684-nucleotide messenger RNA. The record is from the annotation of a GenBank genome assembly. Lineage: Eukaryota; Metazoa; Nematoda; Chromadorea; Rhabditida; Onchocercidae.